AAACGCCGUAUAAUGGGAAAGAGAGGGUCAUUUUUUGACGCCAGAGCAUAGUGAGCAAGAGAGCAAAUGAUGCAAGAGAGAAGAAGAAAUCAGCAGAAGCUAGAACACACAGGAUAAGAGCAAACUCAGAGCAAGACUGAGGCAGUUCUGCCGGCAACCAGCAGACGGCGAAAGCGAGCACCCAGAGCCUGCCCCUGGCUUCCGGACUUGCUUCUACCUUGAGCAGCUUGGUGUUCCACCCCAACUGGACUGCGUCUCGGUGGCUGUGGAUGUUCCAGCCACAGUGGUGCCUCAAAGGCGGCUCUGAGAACAGAACCAAGAAGAGGCUGACGAGGAAGCAAAGCGGUGCCAAGGAUAGCAGAAGUGGGAGACGGGGAGAGCCAACCACUGGAGGAGGCCCCACCUGUAGCCUGCACCUGCCUCAGGUGACAUCGGGGCUGGAGAAAUGACCUGCUGGGAAAUGACCCUGCUCCUUCUCUGUGUCCCAGGCUGCUGCUCUCUGAGUGGCCCCAGCACCGUGACGGGCUCUGUGGGGGGAUCUCUGAGCAUACAGUGUCGAUACGAGGAGAAGUACAAGAUGUUUAAGAAAUACUGGUGCAGACAACCGUGCUUUCCACAUUGGCAACAGAACGUAGAGACCAGGGGACCAGAGGAAACGGGGAGGAUUGGCCAAGUGUCCAUCACAGACCAUCCUGGGGACCUCACCUUCACAGUGGCCUUGGAAAACCUCACAGCACAAGAUGCAGGAAAAUACAGGUGUGGGGUUGCAAUAAUCCUGAAGGAAGAUGGACUCCGUGGUUUACUGCCUGAAUCCUUUUUCCAGGUUACAGUGCUUGUUUCCCCAGCCCCCAGCACUGAGAACUCCACCAGGACCCCUGGCUCCUCCCUGUCCGUGGCAGUGAGCACCAGGCCCAGCCGGCAGCGAGGAGCAGAGACCUGAAGGAAGUGGUGAGGCAGACAAGCAGGGAUCUGGAGAAAGAGUGUUCCAAGCAGAAGGUCACUUCUGGAGACAUGAAUUCUGUGGCACUUUUGAUCUGCUGUGCACACAAGUCAAGCACACUCUUGUAGCUAGAGAAAGCCAUCAGGAAAAGAGAUGCAGGAGCUUGAGGUGGGAAACCAUUGGUGUGUCCAGGCUGUCCAAAGCUGCAAGGAGCUCAAGUGGGCAAAGAAGAUAAAGGCUGGGAAUACAGGCACCUGACAUGAUCUUGGAGAGAAUCAAGGAAAACAUCAGCCAAGCCCUGCAGUCUGCAAGCCAGACAGAGUUUUGGGGAGGUGGAGAAAUUGCACAAAGGUCCAAUGUGAUGAGGGGCCCCCAGCAUGUGAAGAGCCGGCCUGGGGCCAGUGUACCAGAGGCCCAGAGAUUGAGAGGAAUAACCAUGAGCCAAACUUGAAGAGCUCUUUCCUUUGGGUUGAAGUCAUUGAUCCAGGACUGGGGGCAAAGGCCUGCCUGGGUUCCUUCAUCUCUCUUCCCCUCCAUCCCUUGCCAUCACAUCCUCCCACAUCUGCAUGGUCCUAACACGCAAUGUUGACUCCUGAGCCGAUGAACAGGAGUCUGCGGCCCUCAGCAUGGGGCUACAUGACUCUGGUACCACCAGGUUUGACCCUGAUACUGGGUUUUGGGGCCACAGGACCCAAAGAAAGGUGGGGGAGUGGUGGGGUCUGGGCCUCCCCUGGGGGAAGCAGCUCACUGCCCAUCACCACGUCUGUCUUACAGGUUCCAGUUCGGCAGUUUCUACCUCCUGCUCCUUCUAUUCCCAAAGGUGCCCCUGCUCCUGGGUGUUCUUGGUGUUCUCCUCUGGGUGAACAGACCUCAGAGGGCCUCUUGUGGGGAGAUGGAGUCAGCAUGACCGAGAGCUCC
Messenger RNA from Choloepus didactylus (southern two-toed sloth), 1858 nucleotides. RefSeq names its product protein CD300H-like. Gene Ontology annotation, molecular function: transmembrane signaling receptor activity. The transcript is spliced from 6 exons. Bases 446 to 940 code for a protein of 164 amino acids. The record is from RefSeq and is a predicted model, not a curated record. NCBI's taxonomy places the organism in Eukaryota, Metazoa, Chordata, Mammalia, Pilosa, Megalonychidae. Gene Ontology annotation, cellular component: plasma membrane.